Molecule: messenger RNA, 1904 nt
Organism: Asparagus officinalis (garden asparagus)
Lineage: Eukaryota; Viridiplantae; Streptophyta; Magnoliopsida; Asparagales; Asparagaceae
Product: malate synthase, glyoxysomal
Exons: 5
Coding region: 63-1730 (555 amino acids)
Biological process (GO): glyoxylate cycle
Cellular component (GO): cytoplasm
Molecular function (GO): malate synthase activity
Source: RefSeq, a predicted model, not a curated record
CUAAGCCUCACGCAUUAGUCCCACCCUAGCUAGUCAUAUUCUCUAAACAAAAAGCUAGCGCGAUGUCGAAGAACAUGAGCUACUACGACGUACCCGACGGGGUCGACAUCCGUGGCCGCUACUCCGACGAGUUCGCCCAAGUCCUCACUGCCGACGCGCUCCGGUUCGUCGCCGACCUCCAGAGGGAGUUUCGGGGGAGGAUCCGCUACGCGAUGGAGUGCCGCAGGGAGGCGAAGCGGAGGUACGACGCCGGCGGUCUGCCGGGGUUCGAUCCGGCGACGAAGUUCGUUAGGGAGGGGGAUUGGGUUUGUGCGCCUGUGCCCCCGGCGGUGGCGGAUCGGACGGUGGAGAUUACCGGGCCGGUGGAGAGGAAGAUGAUAAUCAAUGCGCUGAAUUCUGGUGCUAAAGUUUUCAUGGCAGAUUUUGAGGAUGCACUCUCCCCAAGCUGGGAAAACCUAAUGAAGGGCCAAGUGAACCUCCGAGACGCAGUAAACAGAACCAUAAGCUUCCAUGAUCAAGCCCGCAACAGAGUCUACAAGCUCAACGACAACACGGCCAAGCUCUUCGUCCGGCCAAGGGGCUGGCAUUUGCCCGAGGCCCACAUUCUCAUCGACGGCGAGCCUGCUACUGGAUGCCUUGUGGAUUUUGGGUUGUAUUUCUUUCAUAAUUAUGCUAAUUUUCGUGCUACUCAGGGGGGUGGUUAUGGGCCUUUCUUUUAUCUUCCGAAGAUGGAGCACUCAAGGGAAGCCAAAAUCUGGAACUGCGUAUUCGAGAGAGCAGAGAAAUUCGCAGGAAUCGAAAGAGGAAGCAUACGAGCAACAGUCCUAAUAGAAACUCUACCGGCAGUGUUUCAAAUGAACGAGAUAUUAUACGAGCUGAGAGACCAUUCAGUCGGACUCAACUGUGGCCGAUGGGAUUACAUUUUCAGUUAUGUCAAGACCUUUCAAGCUCACCGCGACCGGCUUCUGCCUGAUCGCGUUCAGGUUGGAAUGGGCCAGCACUUCAUGAAGAGUUACUCAGAUUUGCUCAUUCGGACUUGUCAUCGGAGGGGAGUUCAUGCUAUGGGAGGGAUGGCUGCUCAGAUACCGAUAAGGGACGAUCCGGCAGCAAACGCCGCCGCACUGGAGCUCGUCCGGAAGGACAAGCUCCGUGAAGUCCGUGCAGGCCAUGAUGGCACAUGGGCGGCCCACCCGGGCCUAAUCCCGACCAUCCUGGACGUCUUCACCUCCACCAUUCCCAACCUCCCCAACCAAAUUCACACCGCCAAACGUGAAGAUGCCGACUCCAUCACCUCCGACGACCUCAUCAGAAAACCCACCGGCACCCGUUCAAUCUCGGCCCUCCGUCUCAACACCCGCGUUGGGAUUCAGUACUUAGCCGCGUGGCUGACAGGUACGGGCUCAGUGCCACUGUAUAAUCUGAUGGAGGAUGCGGCGACAGCGGAGAUCAGCAGAGUGCAGAAUUGGCAAUGGAUUAAGCAUGGGGUUGAGCUUGAUGGGGAUGGAGUUGGAGUCAAGGUAACAAGGGAAUUAUUUGGGAGAGUGGUUGAAGAGGAGAUGGAGAGGGUUGCGAGAGAAGUCGGAAAAGAGAGGUUCGAGAGAGGGCGGUUUAGAGAAGCUUGCAGGAUUUUUGCGAGGCAGUGUGUGAGUGAGGAGCUUUACGAUUUCUUGACUCUUGAUGCUUAUAACAACAUUGUGGUGAUGCAUCCUAGAGCAUCAGCAAGGCUCUGAUGAGGUUCAAUGUUUUCAGCAAAUGUUGCUACGAAAUAAACUCCGGAUAGCUUGUGGAGUUUUAUUUGCUGUGAAGGAAAGAAUGUAAUAAUGUUGUGCUAAAGUUUUCAUACUACUCGCUGAAUUCUACUUUUAUAGUGCGUGUUAUUUAUCUUUGAUUUAGAGUUGGGUGUC